CAGCUGAUAGUGAUAAAUAAUAAUUGUGAAAAUAAAUAAAUACAGAAAUAUUUACAUAUUCAUUAUUCAGUAUUAAUGGUAUAAAAUUGGUUAUAUUUCACAUAAAAUGCUAGGAGGAGUGAGACUAAAAGUAUCCUUUACUCAUGAAAGAUCUUGUUUCGCAUACAUAAGUCCAAAAUAUAGCAGUAACAAUGAACAAUCACAAUGUAUACAAGUAUUGUAUAAAGAAAAACAGCUGUUGCUCUGGGUUGUGUUCAAUACCAACACUCCAGAAGGCUACAUAUCCUGUAAUCCUUUGCAUUGCAAGUUGUUGGGGUUAGAGGAGGGUGCGGAGGUGUUUGUGUCUCCGUAUGGUGAUGUGAAGGUGUUGGAUGAGUUGUACAUAGAUACAGAUAGUCCAGAUGAUCAGGAAAUAUUGGAGCAUAAUGCUGAUGUCUUACAAUUAAGAAUUUUAGACCAAGUGAGGCUUGUUGUAGCAAACCAAAAAUCAGUUGUGUGGGUCUCAACAUCACUCCCUAUUAUAUUUGUACCUAAACAAACUGGUUUGCUAGUAAACCACAGUAGAAUUGUGGUAAAAAUAGAUGCCUUUAACAACUUUCACGCUCGUAGAGACACUAUGGACACUUUGCCACAGGAAAAUAAGAAAUAUACUAAUAUAGGUGUAAUCAAUCAAGGUUUAUUAAGGCCAUAUCUCAAUGUACCAAAGAAACUAGUUUUAAGAGCACUACCAAUUUACAGUGAUGCCAAAAACAUCAAGAAUUUAAUACAUCCAUACACAGUAUUUAUACAUGAAGACUUAAUUGGGGAUUCGUACAAAGAAUGGACUGUUAUAUUAGCUACAAUGCAAAAUAUACCUUCUAUCAUACAAAAUGAUAAUGAUAAUGAAGUGAAUUUAAUUGAUCUGUGUGUGGAAAUAGUCCCAGUGGAUAAUGUUGUGUUUCGAAGUCUCUCACACGAAGUGUACAACAGAAACAUACCAACGGUAUUAAUCCCCAAGUCGUUGAACACAAUUAUAAACAUAGAGAACGGAACAAAGAUCAUAUUCACGAUUGUUGGUGAUUCUGCAGAACAACCGGACCAUAUAGACAUAAUAACAUAUUCAGACAAACCACAGUCGGAGAUGGAAGUCAUCGAGCGAUUCAAGAAGUGCGUUGUAGAGAACACACAUUAUGGUAAAAAGUUUUUGAUAAACGACGACAUGGUGAAACAGAAUACGCACAUAUCGAAUGGGUUUUUGAAGUUUAAAUUGAAACCAGAAAAGUUGAAGUACACAAUGCUGAAUUCGGAGUCGUUCAGGCACUGUUCUGUAUCGGCUAAAUGUUUGAAAGAUACGGAUUUUGAAGCACCUAAACUGACGUUAACGACGUUGGAGUAUGAUGAUAGGAAUUAUUGUAGGUCGAUAAAAUGCAUGCAGGGCUUAGUGGAAAAUGUGUUGGAUCACGUGUAUUUCGAGAUACAUAGAGAAGCCAGUUUUAGGGGUGCCUCAGAUAUUAAGAGUAAUGUUUUGGUUACUGGCCUCAGUGGGCGCGGCAAAACUUCAAUCUGUCACAUGGUACAAAAAGACCUAACUCUCUGGUCCCACAUCCUCCACUGCAGGUCUCUCAAAGGCCGCAAGGAUAUACCGGAAGUGCUCGCCAAAGCUAUCCUAAUGUGUCAAGAACAUAGUCCUUCUGUGUUGAUAUGUGAUGACGUAGAUGCGUUAGUACUGCCCAAUGUGGAGGGCGCGUCGCCACAGGAUAUAGCGUAUUACCAACGAUUAGCGGUUUCCAUCAAGCAGUUGCUCCAAUCGUGCACAGGUGUGUGUGUGCUGAUGACGUCACUUUCUAUGAAAUCACUCCACCCCGUGUUGAGGGAAUUUGGCGGGAAACCGUUGUUCACUGCCCAUUUCGAUAUACCUAUGUUGGAUCAAGAUGAAAGAUCAGAAUUAUUCAAGCAUCUGUUGAAUAAUAAAAUCCGGGAAGCGUUCACGGUAGAGGACGAUGACGUCAUCAAGAUGGCGAUGGACACGGCGGGGUCGAGUGUUCGAGACAUCCUGGAUUAUUUGAAUAAGAAGAUAUUUAAAGCUGUUAAAAAAAAAACGCGGCCCGAGACCCCACGGCCGCGUCUCGUUGAAGAUAUAACGAAGGACAGCAGCAGAGCCAAGGAUUUUGACAUUUGGGGCCCGCUCGGCGGCAUGGAUGAUGUCAAACAGCAGCUCACCGAGUGCUUAUUUUGGCCUAUGAUGUACCCGGCGCUGUUCCCGAGCGCGCGGUGCGGCGUGCUGCUGUACGGGCCGCCGGGCGCGGGCAAGUCGCACGCGGGCUCGUGCCUGGCGCGCCUGCCGCACGCGCUGCUCGCCGUCAAGGGGCCCGAGCUGCUCUCCAAAGUUAUAUAUUCUUCUUCCAGGGCGGACAUGCAACAUCCGUGUAUCUUAUUCUUCGAUGAAUUCGACAGUCUCGCGCCCAGGCGCGGGCACGACUCGACGGGCGUGACGGACCGCGUGGUGAACCAGCUGCUGGCGCGGCUGGACGGCGCGGAGGGCGGCGCGCGCGGGCCCGUGCUGGUGGCCACCUCGCGCCCCGACCUGCUCGACCCCGCGCUGCUGCGCCCCGGCCGCAUCGACCGCCACGUCUACUGCGCGCUGCCCGACGCGAACGGUCGAUACGAGGUUCUGAAGACGCUAUCGCAAGAAGUGACCCUAAAUUCGGACGUGGACUUGCGGAGCCUUGCUGAGAGGACGGAGGGCUUCUCCCCCGCGGACCUAAAGUCGUUGCUGGUCACAGCUCAACUUGGCAGGCUUGAGAGCCAAUUGGUAAAUAGUGACAAUGGAAGAAUGGAAUCCAUCGUGGUGUCCGCAGAGGACAUGGAGAGUGCGCUGGCUGAGACCAAACCGUCUCUCUCACCAGAGCAAAGGGCAUUCUACGAUGCCAUAUACAAGAGGUUCAGGGGCGAACCGCUAUCUUCAGACCAGAAUGCAAUAGCGAAACAAAUGUUCAAGCAAAGAGUCACUCUAGCAUGAGUUAUUGUUAAAUCCCCUUCACAGUAUCCGAUACGAUUGUCGGGUUCGAUUUAUAUCGUAUGUGAAGACGCUUCUCUUUUGCUUAUGAUUUUUUCGUUAUGUAACGAUAUCUACUUGGAAAAAAUUCUGAUUCUGUAAUGGCAAUAAAUUAUUAUAAAAAACACCCCUUGAAUGAAAUACAUUUACUUUAAAAUGUUUAAUUAGAUAGUAAAAAAACGAUAUAGAUAGAUCUAGGACUAAAGUCAUAAUCAUUCCAUUAACUACAAAUAUCUACGUAAUAUAAUGAACUAAUAAAAUUUUACGCAGAGAGCUAAGCAAAGAAAAUGUCAUAUAGUAAGUACUUUUAGGUUUUUAUUAGUUCCUAUUUAUUUUAUGGCUCACAAUAUGUUUUAAACUGAAUUGCAAUAAAUUGCUCAAUGCGUGACAGAUGUCAUCUUUGUCUUCCUGUCAAAGAUAAAUACAAAAGAUAAAUGAAGAAGGAAAGAACGUACAUUAAUUUCCAAAGGCAAACAAAAAUAAAUGAAGUUAAUGUUAAAUAUCCUUGCCUUGAAAUUGUCAUAAUGAUUAACGAGACAAAAUUUAAAUGAGACUUCACAGGAGGCGCCAGGUUUCAGAUAAAAAAAGAAUGAUCAAAAUCGAACCCAAUUAAAUACAGUAGAAAUGAGAAAUAACUAUUAAGAAAUGGCAAUACUUAUAUAUGCUAAUGGAAAGGGGUAAUAAUGACUUAUAUUUACAACUAGUGAUAGUUUUCACAGUUGAAUUGUUAUUUCUAUCCAAUUGGGGGUAAUGGUGGAUCAUUCGGGUGUAUCGAAUUCUUUUUUUAAUUAAAUUAUCUUCAUAUUGUAUGAAUUGUGCUCACAGUUGAAGCGUUACGUAGUUUUUGUAAUAGAUGGCGCUGUUCUUACGCAAGCACAAUUUUUGUUAUUAUUUUAUUGCAAUAUAAACGCUUUUUCAUAUUCAUCUUACCUACACAUUAUUCGUAGUACUCACAAAAUACUCACAAAUCAAAUCAAAUAAUUAUUAUUCAAUCCUGUUGUAUAUAGCAUUUUAAAAAUAACACACUAUAGCAUUAUUUAGUGCAUGUAUAGGUUUGUAGCCCUCAUAGGAAAUCUGUGUCUCAGCAGUGGUAACAUAUACGGGCUGAUGAUGAUGGUGAUGAUAGGUUUAUAAAAUGAUGAACAAAUUAUCGUGCACUUAAAUACAUAAAUGAUACUAAUGUUACUAUAUAAAUACGAUACGACUUUGAAUGUUAUAAUUUUAUGAAUUCUUCGAGCUGUUCGACUUUGCACAAGGAGUCCUUAGAAAAUGUAUAGAAAUUGAAUUCUAAGAUAUAUAAUUAGCCCUCAAUUUAUGUCUUAAUUCACUGCUUGCGUUUGAUUCCAAUGCGAAAGCGAAGCGAAGCGAAGCAAUAGCGUGCAAGAUGAUUUUUUUUUUCAAGUCUUUAAAUAUGUGUUUGAUUUGUAUUGGUAAUAAUGUUAAGUAUUGUGAUGGAUUUUAGGUGCUAAAUAUUUAGGCUUGUUGACUUAAUUGUAUAUUCUGUUGCUAUUUUUGUAUUGAAUUUUUAUUUUAUUGUUGUGAAAUAUAUUGGGAUUGAAUGA
Zerene cesonia (dogface butterfly) is the source of this 4596-nucleotide messenger RNA. It is a transcript of the gene Pex1, whose product is annotated as peroxisome biogenesis factor 1. Gene Ontology annotation, cellular component: peroxisomal membrane; cytosol; peroxisome. The transcript has 13 exons. Gene Ontology annotation, molecular function: ATP binding; ATP hydrolysis activity. The record is from RefSeq and is a predicted model, not a curated record. Gene Ontology annotation, biological process: protein import into peroxisome matrix. Bases 107 to 2998 code for a protein of 963 amino acids. NCBI's taxonomy places the organism in Eukaryota, Metazoa, Arthropoda, Insecta, Lepidoptera, Pieridae.